CCCACCCAACCCUGGGACUGGGCCGAGCAGCUGCUGCGCGGGAUCUUCUCUCUGACCCCUUCCCUCCUACCCACAGCCUGGUUCUGUGCUUAGUCAUUGUGAGGCUGCUCUCGCCCUAAGCCAGCUCCCGCCCGUUCCCCUGGGACCCGCCUCCUUCCCCUCCAGGGGGCCCCUCACCCCGCUCUCACUUCCGCGUGCAUGGCCCUGCUGCCCAGUUCCCUGAGCGGGAGCGCGCGGCAGAGCUGGCGGCUGGUGGCGCGCACCUCCCCUGCCUUCCUGCCGCCCCUACUGGCCCGCACUGCCCGCGCCGCCAUGGACUGUCAGCAGGAACCGCAGCCUCAGGGCCCGCCGCCCGCCGCCGCCUCCGUGACCGCCUACGACUAUCUGGUGAUCGGGGGCGGCUCUGGCGGGCUGGCCAGCGCGCGUCGGGCGGCCGAGCUGGGCGCCAGGGCCGCGGUGGUGGAGAGCCACAAGCUGGGGGGCACCUGCGUGAAUGUUGGAUGUGUACCCAAAAAGAUAAUGUGGAACACAGCUGUCCACUCUGAAUUCAUGCAUGAUCAUGUUGAUUAUGGCUUUCAGGGCUGUGAGAGUAAAUUCAAUUGGUGUGUUAUCAAAGAAAAGCGUGAUGCCUACGUGAGCCGCCUGAACACCAUCUAUCAAAAUAAUUUGACCAAGUCUCACAUAGAAAUCAUUCGUGGCCAUGCAGCAUUUACUGGUGAUUCCAAGCCCACCAUUGAGGUGAAUGGGAAAAAAUAUACUGCUCCACACAUCCUGAUUGCCACAGGUGGUGUGCCCUCCCACCCGAAAGAAAGCCAGAUCCCUGGUGCCAGCCUGGGAAUAACCAGUGAUGGAUUUUUUCAACUGGAAGAAUUGCCUCGCCGCAGUGUUAUUGUUGGUGCAGGUUACAUUGCUGUGGAGAUAGCUGGCAUUUUUUCAGCCCUGGGUUCUAAAACAUCGUUAAUGAUACGGCAUGAUAAGGUACUUAGAAGUUUUGAUUCACUGAUCAGUUCAAACUGCACUGAAGAACUAGAGAAUGCUGGCAUAGAAGUCCUAAAGUUCUCCCAGGUCAAGGAAGUUAAAAAGACAUCUUCUGGCUUGGAACUCUGCAUGGUUACUUCUGCUCCUGGUAGGAAGCCCACUGUGAAUACUAUUCCAGAUGUUGACUGCUUACUCUGGGCCAUUGGACGGGACCCAAAUUCCAGGAACCUGAAUUUAGAGAAAUUGGGAAUUCAAACUGAUGACAAAGGCCAUAUUAUAGUAGAUGAAUUCCAGAAUACGAGUGUAAAUGGCAUCUAUGCAGUUGGGGAUGUGUGUGGGAAAGCUCUUCUCACUCCAGUUGCAAUAGCUGCAGGUCGAAAACUUGCCCACAGACUUUUUGAAUGCAGAAAGAAUUCUAAACUGGACUAUGAAAACAUCCCCACAGUUGUGUUCAGCCAUCCGCCUAUAGGGACAGUGGGACUCACAGAAGAUGAGGCUAUUUACAAAUAUGGGAAAGAAAAUGUGAAGACCUACUCAACCACCUUUACUCCAAUGUAUCAUGCAGUUACCAAAAGGAAAACAAAGUGUGUGAUGAAGAUGGUUUGUGCCAACAAAGAGGAAAAGGUGGUUGGAAUCCAUAUGCAAGGAAUUGGGUGUGAUGAAAUGCUGCAGGGUUUUGCUGUUGCAGUAAAAAUGGGAGCAACAAAAGCUGACUUUGACAAUACAGUUGCCAUUCACCCUACCUCUGCAGAAGAACUGGUCACACUUCGUUGAGAACCCAGAGACUCGCAUGUCUGGCAGCUGGACCAGUAGACCGAAACACCAAAUGAUUAUGUUUACUUACUGUUCCCACUUUAUGUAUCUCUUUGUUGUUAUUAGGAUGUUCCUGUGGUAGAAAUGUUCAGUAACUAAUCAAACUUAUUUAUGUAAUUUGAAAUUUGUUAUAGAUUUUCAUUUAAUCACAUCUUAAUAAUUAAUAUUUCUAAGUUUUUAUUUUGUUUUGUUUUUGUUACCAAAGCACUGUUCAGCUCUGGCUUAUGAUGGUGUGGGGUAUUGAACUUGGGACUUUGGAGCCUCAGACUUGAGAGUCUUAUUUGCAUAACCAUUAUGGUAUUUACCCUCAGCCAUUUUUUUUUUUUUUUUUUUUGGCUUCCAGGGUUAUCACUGGGGCUCAGUACCAGCACUAUGAGGCCAUUUUCUUUCUCUCUCUCUCUCUCUCUCUCUCUCUCUUUCUUAAUUGAUUAGGACAGAGAGAAAUUGAGAGGAGAAGGGAGAUGGGGAAAGAGAGAGACACCUGCAGACCUGCUUCACUGCUUGUGAAGCAACCCCCUCUGCAGGUGAGGAGCAAGGGGCUUGAACCAGGAUCUUUAUUAUGUGUGCUUAACCCAGUGCACUACCACCUGGCCCCCUUAGUGUUUUUGUUGUUGUUGUUGUUGUUGUUGUUGUUGUAACAGCUCUUUGCUUACUUAUUGUUCUGUGUUUUUGUUUCAGCCCCAUCCCAAGUAUAAAACUAUAUGAAGUACAUUUAAAAUAUUUGGAUGAAUAUAACUUGCUGAUUUUUCUAGAGGAAGAUGACAGUAGUUCUCCACAUUUAAAUAAUGCAAAUGCACAGAAUCUUCUUUUACUAUGUUUUUUAAAGCCAGUAUAGUUCUCUGCAUAUUGCAAUGCUGCUUCAAGGAUGUGACCUUUCCCUGGAAGCACAUAAUAAGAGAGGCCUACCUUUUUCAUUUUAAAUAAUCUAAAAAUUAUGUUACAACUCUGAGUAAGUGCAUCAAACUUGAGAAGGGUUUGAGGAGGAAGCUAGUUAUGUUAAUAAGGGACAUUUUGGAAAUGAUUUCCUGAUUUCAGAAGGAGGGGAACUCAAAUACUUCAAGAAUUUCUCUACUAAGAGUUCCUUGUUUGAUGAGUGACUCCAAUUGUUUAAUGUAUUCUUGUUGCUUCAUCCUUUCUUAAAUUACUUUGGAAAAAAUAAAAUUACAGUCUUCUUAUAUAA
Molecule: messenger RNA, 2971 nt
Organism: Erinaceus europaeus (western European hedgehog)
Lineage: Eukaryota; Metazoa; Chordata; Mammalia; Eulipotyphla; Erinaceidae
Gene: GSR
Product: glutathione-disulfide reductase
Exons: 13
Coding region: 199-1752 (517 amino acids)
Biological process (GO): glutathione metabolic process; cellular response to oxidative stress; cell redox homeostasis
Cellular component (GO): cytosol; mitochondrion
Molecular function (GO): NADP binding; glutathione-disulfide reductase (NADPH) activity; flavin adenine dinucleotide binding
Source: RefSeq, a predicted model, not a curated record